Parathielavia appendiculata is the source of this 1410-nucleotide messenger RNA. RefSeq names its product PLP-dependent transferase. The coding region runs from base 1 to 1410 and encodes 469 amino acids. The record is from RefSeq and is a predicted model, not a curated record. Gene Ontology annotation, molecular function: pyridoxal phosphate binding; transaminase activity. NCBI's taxonomy places the organism in Eukaryota, Fungi, Ascomycota, Sordariomycetes, Sordariales, Chaetomiaceae. The transcript is spliced from 4 exons. Gene Ontology annotation, cellular component: cytosol.
AUGGUCCUCAGGCAACUUGAACCCACACAGGCUGGCAACGGUGUUGGCAACAAGACGACCACGGAGAAGUCGGCAGUUCUACACCGAGACCUUGGCUAUGACUUCCUUCCAUUGACGGGAGGAAGCGGCAGCCACCUUGUACUCGGAAAUGGACGUAAAGUCUUCGACGCCUCGGGGGGUGCUGCAGUUGGCUGUAUCGGCUGGGGUAACGAGCGAGUUGCCCGGGCUGUCACGAGGCAGAUUCUGGCGAUCCCCUACUGCUCGACCAUAUUCUACACGACAAAGGUGCAGGAGGACCUUUGCCGCUAUCUGGUUGACUCGACCAGCGGUAACAUGAGCCGUGCCUAUAUCGUCAAUUCGGGUUCCGAGGCGAUGGAGGCAGCAGUCAAACUCGCACGGCAGUAUUUCCUUGAGCUUAGCCCAGCCGAAGACAAGAGGACCCGCUUCAUCUCCAGAAGGCAGUCAUACCACGGCAUAACCCUUGGCGCAUUGGCGGUUGGGGGCCACGAUUACCGACGGGCCAAGUUUGAGCCGCUCCUGAUGAAGAACGUCUCCAGAGUGUCUCCAUGCAACAGCUUCCGUGGUAAAAGGGCUGGCGAGAUUGAUGAGGACUAUGUUGCCCGACUAGCCAAGGAGCUAGACGAUGAGUUUCAGGCUGUCGGUCCGGACACAGUCUGUGCUUUCAUCGCCGAGCCCAUUGUAGGCGCGGCGCUUGGAUGUGUGCCUUCGGUCCCCGGGUAUUUCAAAGCAGUGCAAGCUGUCUGCCGAAAAUAUGGCGCUCUGCUGAUUUUCGACGAGGUCAUGUGCGGCAUGGGACGGACGGGCACGCUGCAUGCGUGGGAGCAAGAAGGGGUCGUCCCAGAUAUCCAGACCAUCGGCAAGGGCCUCGGUGGUGGUUAUCAACCGGUCGCGGGAGUUUUGGCCAGUCGACGCGUGGUGGACGUGCUAGAGAGGGGCAGCUCCGUUUUCGUUCACGGUCACACGUAUCAAGGACAUCCCGCUGGCUGCGCUGCAGCGCUCGAAGUCCAGAAGAUCAUCCGGGAGCAGAAUCUCUUAGCCAACGUCCAGGCCAUGGGCGCGCUGCUCUCCCGGCGGUUGCAAGAAAGACUUGGAGACCAUCCAAAUGUUGGCAACAUUCGGGGACGAGGACUUUUCUGGGGUAUUGAAUUCGUUGCCGACAAGCAAACGAUGGAUCCCUUUCCUGUUGAUGACCACGUCGCGCUGGCCGUCUGCGAGCUCGGCUUAAGCGUUGAGUACGGCAUUAGCGUGUAUCCGGGAACUGGGUCGGCUGACGGCAUCCGGGGCGACCAUAUAAUCAUCUCGCCCGCGUUCAACGUGCGCAAGGACGAGAUUGAGUGGAUUGUCGAGACGGUUGGGCGCCUUGUUAAUGAUUUCUUUCAAGCUACAUGA